Diversispora eburnea is the source of this 189-nucleotide messenger RNA. Lineage: Eukaryota; Fungi; Glomeromycota; Glomeromycetes; Diversisporales; Diversisporaceae. The record is from the annotation of a GenBank genome assembly.
AUGACCAGAAGACACAGUAGUGAAAUAUGGAUUCAAAAAUGGUUAAAACAAACCAGAACUAGAUGUUUUGAGGAAAAAUUCUCACUCAAAUUAAUUAAUAAUGAACCUACACUAGACAGUCUUCACAAAAGAAAUCCAUCACUAUAUACUACAAAUACAUGUCCAUUUUGUCAAAUAGAAAUUAAAUAA